Brassica oleracea var. oleracea is the source of this 2504-nucleotide messenger RNA. Its product is annotated as alpha-L-arabinofuranosidase 1-like. The record is from RefSeq and is a predicted model, not a curated record. The coding region runs from base 317 to 2359 and encodes 680 amino acids. Gene Ontology annotation, molecular function: alpha-L-arabinofuranosidase activity. Gene Ontology annotation, biological process: L-arabinose metabolic process. Lineage: Eukaryota; Viridiplantae; Streptophyta; Magnoliopsida; Brassicales; Brassicaceae. The transcript is spliced from 17 exons.
UCAUCAUUAUCCAUAAACAAAAACAAGAAAAAAAAAAGGAGAUGAGCAGGUGGGUGAAAAUUCAGUAGUACUCGCUUCUAAUCAACAUCUACUUCCACGAAAACAAGCAAUUCCAUCAAACGUGAAAGCAAGUUUUCCUUUAAUAUUUUGAUUCUCACUCUUAAGCAAAAUAUCUCGACACCUACCACAAAACAGACAUUCUUUAUACUUACAUCCCCUCUUCUGUCUGAUCCUCAACCCAUUUCUUGUCUCGAUCCAUCCGUUGAUUUUUUCAGGAAGCUAGCUACACUUGGUUUCAUUUUGCAUGUGGUGAAUAAUGGAUACGAAGUCUUUGAAGCUUCUCAGAAGUGUUUGCAUACUUUCUUUCCUCCUCGGCUCUUGCUUUCUCUAUCAAAGCCUUCAUGUUGUUGUUGCUGCUCAAGAACAACAAGAUACACAACCAUCCGUGACUUUGCAAGUUAAUGCUUCUAAUGUAGCUGGACGACUCAUUCCUGAUACUCUCUUUGGCAUUUUCUUCGAGGAGAUAAACCAUGCUGGUGCUGGUGGAUUAUGGGCUGAACUUGUUAGCAACAGAGGGUUUGAAGCUGGUGGGCAGAACACACCGUCUAACAUAUGGCCUUGGUCCAUUGUUGGUGAUCAGUCAUCUAUAUAUGUAGUUACGGACCGUUCAUCACCCUUUGAACGUAACAAAAUCGCUUUGAGAAUGGAUGUGAUCUGUGAUAGCAGUGGUUGUCCCUCAGGUGGUGUUGGAGUCUAUAACCCUGGUUACUGGGGCAUGAAUAUUGAAGAAGGAAAGAAGUAUAAGGUGGCGUUUUAUGUGCGUUCGAGUGAUGAUAUUGAUCUGUCUGUGUCGUUGACAAGCUCUGAUGGAACGUUGACUCUUGCUUCUGAAAAGUUCAUAGCGUCUACUUCUGAUGUUUCGAAGUGGACUAAGAAGGAGGUUAUGCUGGAGGCGAAAGGGACAGAUCAUGCUGCAAGGCUUCAGUUAACAACAACCAAGAAAGGGUCAUUAUGGAUUGACCAAGUCUCUGCCAUGCCGGUUGAUACUUACAAGGGACAUGGCUUUAGAAACGAUCUUUACCAAAUGAUGGCUGAUAUAAAACCUCGCUUCAUCCGUUUCCCAGGUGGUUGUUUUGUUGAGGGUGAAUGGUUAAGUAAUGCAUUCCGCUGGAAAGAAACGGUUGGUCCUUGGGAAGAGAGACCAGGACACUUUGGUGAUGUUUGGAAGUAUUGGACUGAUGAUGGCCUUGGCCACUUUGAGUUCUUUCAAUUGGCAGAAGACAUUGGAGCAGCCCCAAUAUGGGUGUUUAACAACGGGAUCAGUCACAAUGAUGAAGUUGAAACUGCCAGUAUCAUGCCCUUUGUCCAGGAAGCACUUGAUGGUAUAGAGUUUGCUAGGGGAGACGCUAACUCUACAUGGGGGUCGGUUCGAGCUUCAAUGGGACGCCAGGAGCCUUUUGAACUGAAGUAUGUUGCUAUUGGGAAUGAGGAUUGUGGAAAGACUUACUACAGAGGGAACUAUAUUGUGUUCUAUGAUGCUAUCAAAAAGGCUUAUCCAGAUAUCAAAAUCAUCUCCAAUUGUGAUGGAUCAUCUAGUCCUCUUGACCAUCCUGCUGAUUACUAUGAUUUUCAUAUAUACACUUCUGCUAGCAGUUUGUUUUCAAUGUAUCAUCAGUUUGACGGAACUUCACGCAAGGGUCCAAAGGCUUUUGUCAGUGAAUAUGCUGUGACUGGAAAAGAUGCUGGUACAGGAAGCCUUCUCGCCGCUCUUGCUGAAGCUGCGUUUCUCAUUGGUCUUGAAAAAAACAGUGACAUUGUGGAAAUGGCGAGCUAUGCACCGCUCUUUGUGAACACAAACGAUAGACGGUGGAACCCUGAUGCAAUAGUCUUUAAUUCAUCUCAUUUAUAUGGGACUCCUAGCUAUUGGGUCCAACGGUUCUUUGCGGAGUCAAGCGGAUCAACUCUUCUCAGUUCGGAACUCAAGGGAAACUCCUCUUCUCUUGUAGCAUCUGUGAUCUCAUGGAAAAACAGUAGCCAAGAUUACAUACGCAUAAAGGCUGUAAACUUUGGAGAUAACUCAGUGAACCUGAAGGUGUUGGUCACUGGAUUGGAUCCGAACGUGAUGAAAGUUUCAGGAUCAAAAAGGACAGUACUCACAUCUACAAAUGUGAUGGAUGAAAACUCCUUCACACAGCCAGAGAAGGUUGUGCCACAAGAAAGCUUGCUAGAGAUGGCUGAGGAGGAUCUUACCGUUGUUCUCCCGCCACACUCGUUCUCUUCAUUUGAUUUGUUGAAGGAAUCUGCAAAGAUUAGAAAGCCAGUUUCUGAUUCUUCCUAUCAGAAAACCUCAACUAUGUGAUGAGACACGAUUGAUGAUGACAAGGAGUAUUAGAAAACUUCAUGUUUAAAGGUCUCUUGUGGUUAAAGAUACUUAUAUUACGUAUGCGUACCCAUGUGUAUAAAGGGAUAAAAUAGUUUGCUCAAUAAAAUCUUACUUUCUUUAA